AAGAAGAAAUACAAAAUCAUUUACAAAAUUUGGCCCACUUUUUCUCUCCUUCACAAAAUUUUCCCCUUCCCGGUGAUAACUAAGGAUAUACUCAUUUUAUUCUUGUUCAACUGUGCCAACAACUCCAAAGAGUGAAAGGAAGCAAAAGGUAUCAAAAUUUGGCAAAAUUGUCAUUUUUCUACCACAUUUUGAAAACGUGACAGUGAUAAUGGUGAAAAGAUUAUUCCCUGAUUGUAUUAAUUGGUUUUUGGCGUGUGAAAGGAAUAGGUGAACUAGAUUACUUUUCAAAGCAUAGAUUUCUGUAGUUUGCAUGUAUUUUUGUGAUUAAGGAUUUAGGCAUUUAAAGGAUUCUGAUCUAGACAGGCAAAGCUGAGUAGGUAUUUAAAGCUUUGAGAAACUGACAAAAGAGGAGUAUAAUUCAGGCUAUAAAGAGAGAGUUUACAGUAGAAGAAGUACCUUGUUUUGGUUGAUUUUUCAUUUCUCGAGCCCACGACCAUAAGGUUAAGAGCCUUGCGCACUACCAACUGAGCUAGACGGGUUUUGUACCUGUAUUGGUCGAUAGACAUGCCUUUUCAGAUGAAGGUUCAGCCGAUCGAUUCUUCAGAAUCAAUCAAAAAUGAUAUAGUAAAGCCGGCUGUGUUGAAAUCACGACUGAAGAAGUUCUUCGAUCGACCAUUCCCUAGUGUUUUGCGCAAGCCAAGUGCCGCUGGCGUUGCUAAUGAUGGAACAACCACUGAGUUUGAGCCAAAUUCGGUUUGUUUGGACAAAAUGGUUCAGAAUUUCAUCGAAGAGAACACUGACAAGCCUAGAUUUGGCCGUAAAUGCAAUUGUUUUAAUGGCAACAACGAUGAUAGCUCCGAUGAUGAGUUCGAUUUCUCUACUGGGUUUUCUGACUCUGUUACGAACUCUUCGUUUGGGGAUUCUUCUGAUACUCUCAAGAGCUUAAUUCCCUGUGCAAGUGUUGCCGAGAGGAAUCUGUUAGCGGACACUUCAAAAAUCGUUGAAAAGAAUAAAUCUAGCAAGCGUAAGGACGAUUUGAGAAAAAUCGUCACCGAUGAACUUUUAGCGCUUGGCUAUAAAGCUUCUAUCUGCAAAUCCAAAUGGGAAAAAGCUUCCUCUGUUCCUGCAGGUGAGUAUGAGUAUAUUGAUGUGAUAGUGGAAGGAGAAAGAGUGAUAAUAGACAUAGAUUUCAGAUCUGAGUUUGAAAUAGCGCGAUCAACUGGAAGCUACAAAUCAAUUCUGCAAUUGCUCCCCUUCAUCUUUGUUGGCAAAGCGGAUAGGCUUCAACAAAUAGUGUCAAUCGUAUCAGAAUCAUGUCGGCUAAGCUUGAAGAAGAAAGGCAUGCAUAUCGCUCCAUGGCGCAAACCGGAGUAUAUGAAAUCCAAAUGGCUCAGUCCCUACACGCGCUCCACACCGGCUCCACGCGCCGCCGAACCGGAGGUAUCUGACGCGCCGCUGCAGGACCCAGUGAUGAUGACGUGGCAACCACCGCCACUGAAGCCAAAGAGUUGUUGUGAUAGUAGAGGAGCUAAUGUAGUUGUCACCGGAUUGGCUUCCCUUCUUAAGGAAAAAUCCUAAAAAGGUUUUUUCUUUUUGUCAUUCUAACAUUUUGAUUUGAGUACAAAUAUAAAUGUAUGAAGCUAUAUAAUCGGAAUUUUAGAUAGAUGAUCGGAAACUCUUUUUUCCA
Lycium ferocissimum is the source of this 1687-nucleotide messenger RNA. RefSeq lists its product as uncharacterized. The record is from RefSeq and is a predicted model, not a curated record. Bases 565 to 1578 code for a protein of 337 amino acids. The transcript is spliced from 3 exons. Lineage: Eukaryota; Viridiplantae; Streptophyta; Magnoliopsida; Solanales; Solanaceae.